Sinocyclocheilus grahami is the source of this 2101-nucleotide messenger RNA. Its product is annotated as protein NLRC3-like. The coding region runs from base 35 to 2101 and encodes 688 amino acids. The transcript has 3 exons. Lineage: Eukaryota; Metazoa; Chordata; Actinopteri; Cypriniformes; Cyprinidae. The record is from RefSeq and is a predicted model, not a curated record.
ACCCAGUUGUGUGUCUAUUAACAGUAAUAAAUCAAUGACUCGAAAUCCACCUGAUCUCAGAGAAUCAGUGACCUCUGACCCAGUCAAUGUGGAAAGAGAUGGUCAGACUGGAGAUCUGCAACAGGAUUCACACCAACCAGUGGAUAAUGUUCUGCAGAAAGUCAAAGAGACUCACAAAACCAGCAUGAAGACAAAUUACGAGAGCUUAUUUGAUGGAAUCAAACUACAAGAGAAUCAAACCCUCCUGCACAGGAUUUACACACAGCUCUACAUCAUAGAGGGAGAGAAUGAAUGGGUGAAUGAAGAACAUGAGGUUUCACAUAUGGAGAAAACACCCAGAACGCAACACUUACAAGACACUCCAAUCAACUGCAAUGAUAUCUUUGAUCUCUUACCUGAACCAAGAUAUAAGACAAAUAAAAGAAUGAGGAAAGAAGAAAUAAAGACUGUUCUUACUAAAGGGAUUGCUGGAAUUGGGAAAACGGUCUCUGUGCAAAAGUUCAUUCUGGAUUGGGCUGAGGGAAAAGCCAAUCAGGAUGUAGAUUUCAUGUUUGUGUUUUCAUUCCGAGAGCUGAACUUGAUUAAAGAUGAGCAGUACAGUCUUCACAGACUUCUGCUUGACUUUCAUCCUGAACUUCGAGAUCUGGAUUCAACGAUUUAUGAGAAGUGUAAAGUUGUGUUCAUCUUUGAUGGUCUGGAUGAAAGCAGAAGUACACUGAUGUUUUUAGACAGUCAGAAAGUUUCUGAUGUGACUGAGGCUUCAUCAGUGGGUGUGUUGAUGACAAACCUCAUCACAGGAGAGCUGCUUCCAUCUGCUCUCAUCUGGAUCACCUCCAGACCAGCAGCAGCCAAUCAGAUCCCCUCUAAAUUCAUCAAGCGUCUGACAGAAAUUCAGGGGUUCACUGACCCUCAGAAGGAGGAAUAUUUCAGGAAGAGAAUCAGUGAUCAGCAUGAAGCUAGCAGAAUCAUCUCGCACAUUAGAGGAGCAAGAAGCCUCCAUAUCAUGUGCCACAUACCAGUCUUCUGUUGGAUCUCAGCCACUGUGCUUCAAAACAUUCUCAAACAAGAUCACAGAGCAGAAAUCCCUAAAACUCUGACUGAAAUGUACAUCCACUUCCUGCUAAUUCAGAUCAACACAAGGAAUCAGAAGUAUGAUGAGAGAGAUCCAGAAAAACUCCUGCAGUCCAACAGAGAAGUGAUUGUGAAACUUGCUGAACUGGCUUUCAAACAGCUACUGAAUGGUAAUGUCAUGUUCUAUGAGGAGGACCUUAGAGAGUGUGGCAUAGACGUCACGGAGGCCUCAGUGUAUUCUGGGAUUUGCACUGAGAUCUUUAAGGAGGAAUCUGUCAUUCAUCAGAGGAAAGUCUACUGCUUUGUACAUCUGAGCUUUCAGGAGUUUCUGGCUGCUUUCUAUGUGUUUUACUUCUAUAUGAGUAGCGCUACAGAAACACUAUUUGAUUCACUGUAUGAUCUGCAUAAAAGAGUAGUCAAAAAAGCUCUAAUGAGCAAGAGUGGAGGCAUGGAUCUUUUUCUGCGAUUCCUGCUGGGCAUUUCACUGGAAUCCUGUCAGAUACUCUUACAAGAUCUACUGACACACACAGAGAACAGCUCAGAGACCAUCAGGAAAACCACACAGUACAUCAAAAACAAAAUCAUAAGUGACAAAAAUAUCUCAGCUGACAGAUCCAUCAAUCUGUUCCUCUGUCUGCUUGAAGUGAAUGAUCAGACUCUGUUCAGAGAGAUUCAGGAGUUUCUGAAAUCAGAGAAACACUUUGUGAAUAAACUCUCUGCUGCUCACUGCUCAGCAAUAGCCUACAUGCUUCAGAUAUCAGAAGAGGUGCUGGAUGUGCUGGACUUAAAGAAAUACAACACAACAGAGGAGGGCAGAAGAAGACUUAUACCAGCUGUGGUCAACUGCAGAAAGGCUCUUCUUGCUGGUUGUAAUCUCACUGAUUACAAAAUUGUGGUCUCAGCUCUCCAGUCAUCAGACUCACCCUUGAGAGAGCUGGACCUGAGUAACAAUGACUUGCAAGAUUCAGGAGUGAAGCUGCUCUCUGAAGGACUCAAGAGUCCAAACUGCAGACUGGAGAUACUGAGGUGA